CAGUUUAAGCUGUUGCACCCAUGCAUCACUGGUCAACAUGGCGUCCGGAUUGUUACUAAAUCGUGGUGUGCUAACAUUAGGGAUUCACUGUCAGCGUGUGUGCAGAAACGUGUCGGUUUCACAGGUUAGAGAGAAGAAGCGAUGGAUGAAAUCAUACACUCACCUCAUGGCGAGGAAGCUGAAGCUGGAAGGACCUCCAGCUCCGAAGCCACGCUCUCUACAGCCUCACUGGGACUUCCAUGCUGAGGUCCAGUCGUUCAGCUCCCGGCUCCAGGAGAACUUCUCCCUGGAGGCCCUGAAGAGAGCCUUCAUCAAUCCCUGUUACCUGCAGGCGGAGCAGGAGAGGAGGCGGGCGUUGGGCCUGGACUCGGAGACCGCCGCCCUCGCUCUGAAAGACAACAUUCAGCUGAGUGAAAAGGGAGAGGGUUUCACUAAAAGCUUCCUGUCCGACUGGUGCAUGGCCAACUUCCCCAGGCUGCGGAGAGAAGGGGUGGAGAGCGUCGUAGCGCACCUCACCAGCUCACCAGUUGUGACCUAUGUAGCAAGAAACCUGGGCAUUGAAGACCUGACCAUGAGCGCAGAGUGUCCUGUUCCUGAUGAUGUGCUUUACUCCACAUUCAUGGCAGUGAUCGGAGCUCUGGAGGAGAGCAGUGGAGCCGAGCAGACCGGAUUAUUCCUCAGGGAUUUUGUGUCCUCUCAGCUGAUAGGGAAGGACCUGUUUGACAUGUGGACAGUUGUGGACCCCAUGGGACUGCUGGUGGAGGAACUCACUCAGAGGAACCUUCCCCUGCCAGAGCCUCGGCUUGUCAGGGCGGCAGGAGCCAGUACCGUCCUGCCGCUGUUCUUUGUCGGCUUGUACAGCGACAAGAAGUUCCUGGCUCAGGGUCCGGGGGAGACUCUCGUAGCAGCUGAGGAAGAGGCGGCUCGCGUAGCCCUCCGGAAACUCUACGGCUACACGGAGAACCACAGACCCUUCAACUUCUCUCCUCUACAGCCACAUCAGCAGCCAUUAAUCCAAGCAGUCGGCAGCAAUUAAUGAAUUAAAAACUAUUUUGCUGCAGCAGAAAAUUGGACAUUAAAGUGGCACGAAUGGACAAGAGGGAUCAUUUGAGAUAAAGUACAUCUUGUUUGUGGAUAAUGCUAUUAUACGGAUUGUAGAGAGAAGGUCAAGGAACAUAAGGUCACCAUUGACCUUACUUACCAAUGUCAAUGUCAGUCCCCAAGACAAAGGAGAACCAAUUAAACAUAUUGUACAAAAAAAGACUAUGGUGAAGGGGCCAGGUUUCCACUGUAUCAGACAUCAUCAAUCUAAGUGUUUCUGAAUUAAUGUAAUAUAUUCAAGUGUGUAAAGUCCACAAUUGCCAUAAAUUACAUUGGCUAAUAAACUUCAAGCUGUUCAGCAGAACAUGCCGCAAAACAGCCCUCGUGUUUGUUUUUUCUUGUAAAUACUCAUUACUAAUUGCCAUUUGGUUUACUCUGUAUGCUGUUAUAACAUUUUGUUCAUCUGUAAUAAAAAGUUAUAAAUAUGA
Molecule: messenger RNA, 1529 nt
Organism: Trematomus bernacchii (emerald rockcod)
Lineage: Eukaryota; Metazoa; Chordata; Actinopteri; Perciformes; Nototheniidae
Gene: mrpl44
Product: mitochondrial ribosomal protein L44
Exons: 4
Coding region: 38-1036 (332 amino acids)
Biological process (GO): rRNA processing; regulation of gene expression; primary miRNA processing
Cellular component (GO): nucleus
Molecular function (GO): double-stranded RNA binding; ribonuclease III activity
Source: RefSeq, a predicted model, not a curated record